GCCUUUUGUCAAACUCCUGCUUCUCCUUUUUCCAUCACAUACCAGAUCAGAAAGGCAUUUUCAAUAAAAAUUAAGUAAAUAUUUGAAGUAGAAAUAAAACGCCUCAUUAAUAAUACAGUGUUAUGUAUGCUUAGCUGUAGCUUAUUGUAUACUGUUUCACACACUAUUCUUAAAAAAAAAAAAAAAAAUAGUAGGCAGUAUGCACUGUGUACUGUGCAGUAAGCAAGUGUGCCAUUUCGAACACAGCCUGGGUCUCGAAUGGGUCUCACGUGAUGCGGUCCAGUCCAGUGUCACGUUGCAUAGCUCCGCCUUGAUAUGUUUCAAACAGGUCCUCUUACUGACUGUAAAGCUCGUGUUGCGGUUUAUGAAGAUCAUUCAUAAGACUAACACUCGACUCGAUCGAUUGCAGUAAUGUCUGGAAGAGGUAAAGGCGGUAAAGGACUCGGGAAAGGAGGCGCUAAGCGGCACCGUAAAGUUCUGCGGGAUAACAUCCAGGGCAUCACCAAACCCGCCAUCCGUCGUCUCGCUCGCCGCGGCGGAGUCAAGCGUAUCUCCGGUCUGAUCUACGAGGAGACCCGCGGUGUGCUGAAGGUGUUCCUGGAGAACGUGAUCCGCGAUGCCGUUACCUACACCGAGCACGCCAAGAGAAAGACCGUCACCGCCAUGGACGUCGUGUACGCGCUGAAACGACAGGGACGCACUCUGUACGGCUUCGGAGGUUAAACACGUCCGUGUUACCAUAAAAACCCAACGGCUCUUUUAAGAGCCAC
Molecule: messenger RNA, 770 nt
Organism: Onychostoma macrolepis
Lineage: Eukaryota; Metazoa; Chordata; Actinopteri; Cypriniformes; Cyprinidae
Product: histone H4
Exons: 1
Coding region: 412-723 (103 amino acids)
Biological process (GO): nucleosome assembly
Cellular component (GO): nucleosome
Molecular function (GO): DNA binding; structural constituent of chromatin; protein heterodimerization activity
Source: RefSeq, a predicted model, not a curated record